Cavia porcellus (domestic guinea pig) is the source of this 6064-nucleotide messenger RNA. RefSeq names its product interleukin-18 receptor 1. Gene Ontology annotation, molecular function: interleukin-18 receptor activity; interleukin-18 binding; interleukin-1 receptor activity. The record is from RefSeq and is a predicted model, not a curated record. The coding region runs from base 2839 to 5490 and encodes 883 amino acids. The transcript has 18 exons. Gene Ontology annotation, biological process: positive regulation of type II interferon production; interleukin-18-mediated signaling pathway. Lineage: Eukaryota; Metazoa; Chordata; Mammalia; Rodentia; Caviidae.
GAUUAUUAUGAUUUGCAAAUGUUCAUCUUUACCAGUUCAGAGUGUUUGCAGAUGGUGUGGAGGUGGCUGCUGGAGACACUGAAUUUAUUCAAAUUUUCUGAUCUAAAAUUUUACUUUAUAAAUUUGGUGUCUAUUUGGUAUCCAGAGCAUUGAGAAUGAAAGAGUCAUAGGAACAGGAUCCAGUAAAGAAAAUGCAUAAAGUAUCACUGGAAAAGACAAGAGCUAGCCCUGUGGGUUUAAGCCGAGAGAGAACUUUUAUUUCCUUUAGAAGAAGAUGUGCUUCCUGAAACAGCCUUUCUUACUGGUUUUUGGAAAGUUUUACACAUGUUCUCUGCUUCUUGAGGGGCAGGCAAAGAUCCAUCGGAUUCUUCGGUGAAAAGAGCGAAAGCAUAGAUCAUUAAUAUUAAGAAGACUGCGAAGCCUGUGUGAGAGAUUGAGACUGCUAAGGCAAGUGAGCUGCGAAGCCCCUGGCAAACACAGCGGUACCUGGUUCAUGAACUUAAUUCUUCCCACAGUGUUGGUCAUGGACCGAAUCAGAUUUCCCCAUCAGGUUCUAUGUCACUUCUUGCUGAGAGGAACAGGUUCUCGGCUCUUACAGCCACUUGUAAAAAAGAGCAGUAGCCCAGAUCCACACGCCCUGAUCCCCGCUCUUCUGUGUGAACAGAGUCUGCUCCUAACAAGGUCCAUGCUGACAGGCAAAGCCAAGACAUUUCCUGCUCUACACAUACUCCUAAAAUCUAUGAAUUUCACAGUAGAUAUCUCCAAAUUCUAACUUCUCCAAAGAGGGAUGAGUGUGUAUGUCCAUCAGAACAAAGACUUCGUGCUUGGAGAAGUAUAUCUGAAUUUUGGCAAAACCUGGAAACCUAGAAAUAACCCAAAUGUCCAAAAGACGCUUGUUCUAUAACCCAGAUGUCCAGUAUUUAUCCAGUUCUAGAAUGAAUGGACAAUGAAAUGGUAGCACAGCAGGGUACCCUGUGCCAGAGGAAAGGGCACAUCACAGCUGCCUGUCUUAGAAGCUGCACAAACUUCAAGCACAGACGAGCUCAUGGUACAAAGUUUAUGUGCUUUAUUACAUGCGCAUCUCUAAAAGGAAAAUAAAUGAAACAUCACUAAUUCACUGGAGUUCUGAGUGUCAGUUAAAACCAACACCCACAUGCACACAGGGAUUUUACCUCUGUGUGGAAGGACUGAUGUAUGGGAUAGAGAUUAUGUAUCAACCGUAGGCUGUGAAGUUGAUGCCCACUGAGACUUACCUGUCACUUUUGCCUCACACUCUGUCUCUGAGUGCUUCUUCCUCUUUUGGCUGAUUGACAAUGCUGAGUGAAAACCAGACUGUUGCUUGGAGAGAUAAACGCCAGCUAUAGAGAGGGCUUCCCUUCUCCAUGUCCUUAUAGGUGCUUCCUUAACUUCAAAGAUUUUCCUUCCCCCCGAGCAGCAGAGGAUGGAGUCUGGGGGGCUUCCCGACACUACCUGAGACUCUUGGAGGUCGAGUACAAGGGCAUGAGGACCUCCUGUGCAUGCAGAGCUCAGAUGCAUUCUCAAAGCAAGAGGAUAGGAUGGAUUAAGAAAGAAUGGAGAGAAGAGAAAGAGUUCUCAGAGAGGGGAAGGACAGAUCUCUGGAUUGAGGGUUGGCUGUGCUAACAGAUUCCUGAUUAUCUUCCUGGUCACCUUUGGCAGUGACAGUCUUUGUGGGAGCCCUUGUGCAGCUCCUUCAUCUGACCUGGAACCGGGCAGCUGGUGUGGCUUGGCCCAGGGUAGGUGGGUGAGGCAGCUGGGGAUACAAAAAGGAACCCUCCCAACCCCUUCUCUUUUAUAGUGUCUUGGUCACUAUUUUCUCCAAAAUAGCAGAUGCCCAGUAUUAGGGAAUGGAAGGUUUAUUUCUUACAAUUUUGAAGGUUUCAGUCCACACUCAGUUGACUCCAAAGCAGGGUGGCAUGGCAGAGCCGCCAUUGUUGGGAACUUGCUGUGGCCUCCAUCACCAUUCUGGAGCAUGGUUCUCUGUGGCUUUCUCCUCUGACAAAGUCUUUCACUUUUGCAGUUUUGAGGCUGCAAAGAGUAGAGAUCCGCUGCUUCCUGGGAUGCCCCCAGGCCAUCUUUUUAUUUCUCUGUUCCUUCUCAGCAAUCAGAGUCUCAGCUCUAUCUGUAUAGUCCGUAGAUUUCUUGUCAAACCCACAACAUUUUGAAUCACCCUGCUGGGCUCUUUGAUCUUGAUUUGCAACAUAAAUUGGACUAAAAUCCCCCAACAAUAACCAUGUCCCACUUUGGAAUUCCACUGCCUUGAAAUUUCUUCUGCCAGAUUAGUUAGUCCAUUGCCCUUAAUCUCAGUAUCAGGCACAGUUUCUGGACAUGAGCAAAAUGCAGGCAAACUUUUGCCAAGCCAUAACGCACAUCCUGUGGAGUCCAACAAGCAGUGCAGUCCUUCUUUCCAGAAGAAACCUCCUGAUCCUGGUCUCUCCCAGCAGGCUUUCUAUCAGUCUUCUGGUCUCCUGAACUCUGACCAGUGCUGUGCAUGCAGAGCUCAGAUGCAUUCUCAAAGCAAGAGGAUAGGAUGGAUUGAGAAAGAAUGGAGAGAAGAGAAAGAGAUCUCAGAGAGCCUCUGACCAGCCUCCCCUACAGAACAGCUUAAGCUGUUCAAGGGAUGCUCUUCAAGGGGAAGAUUGUAUUUCCCGGCCCCGCAUUAGCGUGGUAGAAGGGGAACCUUUUUACCUCAAAUGCUGCUCAUCUUCAUCAGCUCCAGAGAAUGAAGCAGCCACCCUGAAAUGGUACAGAAGCACCCCACCCCACCAGCGGACUGAGCUACACCCGGGCCCCACAGCCCGGAUCACACUGCAUAAGGAUAUGUUGGAGUUUUGGCCAGUGAAGUUAGAGGACCAGGGAUCCUACUUUUGCCAGCUGGGAAAUGAUACUCAGGAGUGGAUGCUGAAUGUUAUCAGAAGAAAUAAUCAGAGCUGUUUUACUGAAAAACAAGUAAAAAGUCAAACCGUGAGAGUUAGAAAGUCUUUGCAGAUAUCUUGCAGUAAUAGUUACUACAGAGAUCAAAUCCACAGAACUUCGCUGUACAAGAACUGUAAAAAGAUAGCCGAGAGCCAUCUGUUCUAUCUAGCGCCCCUGCUGAAGAAUGCAGAGUUUGAGGACCAGGGCUAUUACUCCUGCGUGUUUUCUCUUCGUCACGAUGGGAAACUGUACAGCAUCACCAAGACCCUCAAUGUCACAGUAGUCAAAGAUCCCAGUGAGGUAAUUCCAGUUAUUCUUGGACCAAAGCUGACCCAAGUUGAAGUGGAACUAGGAGAAGAUGUGGAGCUCAACUGUUCUGCUUUGCUGAAUGAGAAGGACUACUUUUACUGGAUCUUCCAGAAAGAAAAUGCAUCAGCUCCCAAUGUGCAUGAAGACCACAGAAGGAGCUCUUGGACUUUAGAAGGCAAACUGUAUGCUUCGAGAAUCCUGAGAAUUAAGAAAAUUAGUGAAGACAAUCUGAAUGUUUUAUACAAUUGUACCGUGAGCAGUACCAGGGGCACGGAUAGCAAAAGCUUCAUCUUGUUGAGGAAAGGUGCGGCUGACAUCCCAGGCCACGUGUUCACUGGAGGGAUGAUUGCGGCCACUGUGGUCUCUGUGGCGGUCCUGUGCCUGGCGGUCAUGUGUGUCAUCUACAGAGUAGACCUGGUUCUGUGUUACAGACGCUGGACGGGAAGAGAUGAAACGCUAACAGAUGGCAAGACAUACGAUGCGUUUGUGUCCUACCUGAGGGACUGUCAGCCCGAGGACGGGGAGGAGUACACUUUCGCUGUGGAGACUUUGCCCACGGCGCUGGAGAAACACUUUGGGUACAAGUUAUGCAUAUUCGAGAGGGAUGUGGAGCCCGGAGGAGGUUGUUUCAUACAAAAACUCCUCUGGACGUACUGCCCAGGCAAGGAGGAGGAGUUUGUCUUGUUUUGUGACACCCCAGAGCCGCAGCGAUCACGUCUCUUCCCUGGAAAUCAGCACAAUCGGACCCAGGGGCCCAGAGCCCUGCCCUGCGCUGGUGGCAAGGACCUGGUUGACGUCCGGUGGUACCGACAGCACAGGGACGGGGGUCCAGUUGAGGCAAUUGCUGGUGGCCACUCUCAUGUCACUCAGCGCGAGAGCACACUUCACUUCAGCAGCCCAGAGGCGGCCCAGGCUGGGACAUAUAUUUGCAGAGCCAGGAUUAGGAGUGCCCCGGAUGUGCAGGUGACUUGCUGCCUCAAAACCCUGCUAGAGGUGGCGCCUCAGACCACGGCCCCUUGUGCUGCCUCUGCACCCCAUAAGCAGUACCUGCUUCUGGGGACCGUUGGCUCCAUUCGUUGUCCCCGUCUCAGCUGCCGAGGAAACACACACAGGCCAGAGGUGACCUGGUACCAGAAUGGAAGAGUCCUCCCUGGGGAAAAGAGCGAUUCCAUUCUGCUGGAGGACAUUUAUGACUACCACCAGGGCACUUAUGUGUGCGACUACACUGUGUCACCAAACGUGACUUCCUGGACAGCCAGAGCUGUGGUGCAAGUGAGAACCAUCGUGGCUGACACCAAGUUCAAACCAGACAUUGUGUAUCCUGCCAAGGACACCCUGGAAGUAGAGCUUGGAAAACCUUUAACUCUGCCCUGCACGGUUCGGUUUGGCUUCCAGCGUGACCUUCACCCUGUGAUCAGGUGGUACAUCAAAUCCGCUGGCCAGCAGUGGGAAUUCCCAACAUUUCAGGAGAAAAGUGUUAAGUCCACCAUGGAGGAGGAAGUCAUGGAGCGUGUCAUCUUCUUGAAGGAAGUCACACAGAGCGACCUGGGGCGAGAGUUCCUGUGCUUUGCCCAGAACUCCAUUGGGAAUGUGACCAGGUCCCUCCGACUGCAGGAGAAGAGAGGAGUGCUGCUCUUCUAUGUCCUGCUUGGCACGGUGUCAAUCCUGGUUGGCGUGUUGGCGGCAGGCGUCCUCGUCUACACCUACUGGAUCGAAAUUCUGCUGUUGUACCAGACUUGCCAGAGGAAGGGGGAAACUCUCGGGGAUAAGAAGGAGUUCGAUGCUUUCGUGUCCUAUGCGAAAUGGGGCUCCAUGGGCAGUGAGGACGAGGCCCCUCUCAGUGAGGAGCAGCUGGCCCUGAUCCUGUUUCCCGAGGUCCUGGAAAACAAAUACGGGUUCACCUUGUGUUUGCUGGAAAGGGACGUGGCCCCUGGAGGAGUGUAUUCAGAAGACAUCGUGAACGUCAUUAAGAAGAGCAGAAGAGGAAUCUUUAUCUUGAGCCCCAACUACCUCAAUGGACCCCAACUCUUUGAACUUCAAGCUGCUGUGAAUUUGGCCUUGAAUGACCAAAUGCUGAAACUCAUUUUAAUUAAGUUCUGUUCCUUCCAAGAACCAGAAUCUCUCCCUCUUCUGGUGAAAAAGGCGCUCAGAGUUCUGCCAACCAUCACUUGGAGAGGCUUAAAAUCAGUUGCCCCCAAUUCAAGGUUCUGGACCCAGGUGCGCUGCCACAUGCCCGUGAAGAGCUAGCGGCGGAGUGCGAGGGGCCAGCUCGGAACCAGCCCAUGGGCUGUGCUGCUGGAAAUAGCCCGCAGGUCAGGGAUUGCCGGGGCACGCUCCCAGCCUAGGGGCCAGGGCAGCUUCUCACCAGCAGGAGGAGGAGAGACUGAUGGGCAUGGAGUGAGCUCAGGGCAGGCAGCAUCUUCCUCCUGCCGUCCAUCCGGAGAGGCCAGUUAGGGCCCCUGACUUCCUGGACUGGGAGGAGAACACGACUGGACCCACAGGGACUCCUGCUUCUGUGUCAGCCUCCUGCCUCUGUCGCAGACAGAGCUGUGCCCAUGGGCAGUCAGAUAAACAUCACCACAUCAGACACAUUUUUAAAACUCCCAAGUGCAUGCUGCAGUGUGUGACGUUUGCAGCCCUCGUGUGGAGCCAGUGCGGGUGCAGAGUGCGUCUCUCUUCCUUUCCCAUCCCCUCCCCUCCCUCAGUCUUGAUCCCAUGCCCAUUUCAGCACGCUGUGUUCCUCUUUCCUACUUUCUAUGUUUUACAGUUCUCUUUAUUUAUGGUUUGGGUUUCCACAUAAAAGAAGCCAUGUGAUGUUAAA